AUGGGUGGGCACUCCGAUGCCGAGUGCUACCGGCAAGUUGGCAAGAAGGAAAGCCCCGCCGGAAAGAAGGGUCCAAUGGAAACCCCCGCCAGAAAGAAGGCCUCCCGCCCCCCUCUUGCUCCCUCCACCGGGGUCAGCUCGGCUGUGCGAGAUGGGGAUCUCAGUUCCGGUGAGCUAGUCUUCAUUGCCGCGUGGUUGGUCUCGUACCGCCGCACUGGCAGUGUAGCUCUAGCCGCCGGGGCUGCGUUGGAUCAUUGGGCUGAGAGCUCUGUUUUGCACAGCCGGGCCCCUCGUGUGGAGGAUGAAUCCACUCAGGAUGGCGGUGCUGCUGAGGAGGAGAAGAAGAAGGAGGAGGAGGAGGAGGAUGAAUGGGAGGACAUCGAUGAGUAG
Messenger RNA from Penicillium brevicompactum, 390 nucleotides. RefSeq lists its product as uncharacterized. Bases 1 to 390 code for a protein of 129 amino acids. The transcript has 4 exons. NCBI's taxonomy places the organism in Eukaryota, Fungi, Ascomycota, Eurotiomycetes, Eurotiales, Aspergillaceae. The record is from RefSeq and is a predicted model, not a curated record.